AUGUCUAAGGAGACAGAACAAUCUGAACCGUCACCGUUAGAAAGGUUUCAACGACUUGCUCGUUCCGUCCAAUCACAAAGUCGAUGGACGAAAGCUUUACAGUCAAAAAUUUCCGACAAACAUAGUAAAGUGUUCCAAAUCAAUGCAGAGAGUGGUAACUCACAAGAGGUUUUGUCUUUCAAUACCAGUGCAUUCAAGUCUCCGGUUCAUCUGAGGAGCAACUUAUCCAAGAAGGUUAAACUAAUUCUGGUGAAACCCCCUUGGCAAAGGAAAGAGGAGGAAAUAAAGAUUAUCUUCGGCGUUAUUGAUAAGUUAAAAUGUUUCGGACGUCACACACCAUUUACGAAACGUGAGAUCGCCAAAGUUGUACAUUUUCAACAGUUUGAAGAAGGGAGAGUAAUCGUACAACAAGGCCAACCGGCAACAUCCAUGUAUUUCAUCGUGAGUGGGAUUGUAUUAGUUCAAGUGGCAGUGACAGAUAUACUCACAGGUCGCCCCAAAAAACAGAUCGUGGGAGAAAUGUUCGCUGGUGACUCGUUUGGAGAGCUGGCACUGCUACACGACAUCAGAAGAGCAGCCACUAUCAUAUGCAAAGGGGCGGUUGAGUUCCUGACCAUAGAUAAACCAGACUUUGAUAUGGUUUUGAAAAGGAGUUAUCAGCAAGAAUGGGAGAGUAAGAUGUCUUUAUUGAAAUCAUCGCCAUAUUUUAAAGACUAUUCGCCCAAGGAGUUGCAACAAGUGAAUUCUACAGCUAAACUAGUCGAGUACCCUGCGAAUACGGUGAUUCUACGAGACGCAGGAAACCCAGGGGAGUGUGUUUACUUUAUAAAAUCUGGUCAAUGUCAGGUGGUACAAGAAAUGACUCUCGUAAGAAGAACGCCGCCGCUGAGCAAAAGAAGGCUCAUUUUACCACCAGUGCAAGCUGAAGGCAAUAACAGUUUUAUCUUCAACAUAAAAAGUUACGAUUACGUUAGAAAACAUUUCCUCGUUGUUUGCCUGUUUGGAAAGGGGGAUUACUUUGGUGUUGGCGAAGAUUUCACAAAAACGAGCAUUAUAUCAGUUAAUAAGGUUGAAAUCGUUUUGGUUCUAAGAAAUGUGAUGGCUAAACACGAGCAAGGACGCAUAUUGGCGGAAAUGAAGGAUAAACUCAACAAAGAAUUGCCCUCGAGAAGAGAGGUUUUUCGUAGUUUUGUUUCAAGGGAAAGAUGGCGACAUUAUAAGUUGGACAUAUCGAAUGAGCUAAGGACCAAGAAAUGGAUGUUGAACCCGACAAAAUUACAGGAUGUGCCUUACUCAAUCCGAGAGAAGUAUUUAACUUAACACCUUUUUCUUUUUAAUUUCUUAAAUGAGAG
Messenger RNA from Stylophora pistillata, 1352 nucleotides. RefSeq names its product rap guanine nucleotide exchange factor 1. Lineage: Eukaryota; Metazoa; Cnidaria; Anthozoa; Scleractinia; Pocilloporidae. The record is from RefSeq and is a predicted model, not a curated record.